AACACUUCUAAUCAUGAUUAGCAUUCUUUUCAUUGCCAAUAGGCUUUUAAGCACUAUGGCCAAACAGGGACCCAGACCAGUUGUUGUUUGUGGACCUUCGGGUUCCGGCAAGAGUACCCUCUUGAAUAGAUUAUUCAAAGAGUUUCCCAACACGUUUGGCUUCAGUGUUUCACACACCACACGCAAACCCCGUCCCGGCGAAGAAGAUGGCGUCCAUUAUAAUUUCGUCGAACGAGACGUUAUGGAGAAAGCCAUUGCCAAUGGCGAAUUCAUAGAAUCGGCCACAUUUAGUGGUAAUAUGUAUGGCACCAGUAAGGAAGCCGUACGUAAGGUACAAAGUGCCGGUAAAGUUUGUAUUCUAGACAUUGAACCACAGGGUGUGGAACAGGUGAAAAAGACCGAUCUCAAUCCCAUUCUAAUAUUCAAUAAUCCACCAUCGAUAGAGGCAUUGGAAGAACGUCUGCGUAAACGUAAUACGGAAACCGAAGAGACGCUGAAGAAGCGUUUAGAUGCUGCUGCCAGCGAAAUUGCCUAUGGCCUGACACCUGGUAAUUUCCAUAAGAUUAUUAAUAAUGUUGAUAUUGACGAGGCCUAUGAGCAAUUCCGUGAGUAUAUUGUGGCUGAGUUGAAGGCUCAGGAGGCUGCUGGUAUACAAAUCUGUUGGUAA
Molecule: messenger RNA, 667 nt
Organism: Musca vetustissima
Lineage: Eukaryota; Metazoa; Arthropoda; Insecta; Diptera; Muscidae
Product: guanylate kinase
Exons: 1
Coding region: 14-667 (217 amino acids)
Biological process (GO): purine nucleotide metabolic process
Cellular component (GO): cytosol
Molecular function (GO): GMP kinase activity
Source: RefSeq, a predicted model, not a curated record